Molecule: messenger RNA, 14431 nt
Organism: Haplochromis burtoni (Burton's mouthbrooder)
Lineage: Eukaryota; Metazoa; Chordata; Actinopteri; Cichliformes; Cichlidae
Gene: sorbs2a
Product: sorbin and SH3 domain containing 2a
Exons: 28
Coding region: 5836-12342 (2168 amino acids)
Cellular component (GO): plasma membrane
Molecular function (GO): protein binding
Source: RefSeq, a predicted model, not a curated record
CACACUACCAGUUUGUUGUUUAAAAAAAACACAGGGGGGUUAUAUAUUUAUCUCUCCCUCCGCGUCGCUUUUAGCAGCUGCACCAGCAGCAGCACUAGAUCUGACCCUCGGCUUAAUUUCGUGGUGUUAGAGCUGGUAAACAAGGCUAUUUGGGUUGUUUUAACUGCCUUACAAGCAGUUAUGACCCUGCAGUUGUAAUUGACGAAACUCGAGAAAAUGAAUUAGCAUAUCCGGGAUGCGGUCGGGUCGACUCGGUUUCCAUUUAAAGUGCAUUCCGGUGGACUGGUGUCUCCAGUGCAUUAGAGGAAGAUGCGGUUGGGACUGGGAGGAUGAUAAAUGGCGAAACCACAAGCUUUUAAGCUUUACAAAGAAUAUUUCUAAAACCGUAAGGACCGACAUUAUGAGAGCAGUGUGGGAAGAACAUGCAGCCUCCUGAUAGUUGUAAACAUGAACUGAAAUAUCCACGUUUAACCUAGAUCUUAAACGCUUAGGAUAAUCUCUAUUGUUAGCUUGCACUUGUGCAUUGGUCAAUACAGUUUCCCGUAUGUGUAAGAAAAAAGGAUAUAAGCGUAUAGCAGAUAUUUAUUUUCUAACUGGACGAAGAACAUAUAACUUAUUGAGUUUGGUUUUAUGAUGAUAAUAGUAACACUGUUACCCUGCAAUUCUUUCAUUUCAUCUUGUGUGUAAUAUGUAGAGCAAUGCUUCUGCGCAGGGCCACCCUACAGUCAUCACUGAGUUGCAGUUUUUCCUUAUUCCUGCUUCCUGAGUUCACAUUCACCUGCCAUUAAAGCUUUAUCAGUCAGUCUCUAUGCAGAUAGGAAAACUCAUCUGCUGCCUUGCUGUCUGACUUCCUCAAAGCCAUUGCUGUCCCAGUUCAAAACAAGCAAACAAAAAUAAAACGGAUAACACAGCUUUUCUGUCCAGUCUUCUAACUUGGUUAAAUGGAUGAUGUAAUGAGGGGCAACGGAUAGUACCCAUAAGAUGCAUAUGAAUGCUGGAUGAGCAGGGAAAAUGGGGAUGUGUCCAGGAUGCACAGACUGUAACACUAUCACUCCGGGAACCACAUACCACUCCCAGUGAGGCCUACCUUUCUACCUGCCUUGUGAGUGUCUUUUGCUCUGUGUGUGUGUGUGUGUGUGUGUGUGUGUGCGCGCGCGCGCGCGCCUUAGGCCAUACUGGCCAGUGUUUCUGAUGUUGUCUUUCUUGUAUUUCUGUGACUACACACUUCUGUCUCUGAUGAGGAAGCAGCGGGCAGGAUGCAGUGUGACGAGCAACAGUUGGCUACUGACUGUUUCACAGAGGACCAAUAACAGGGACUUAAAUAUACACUCAAAAUGAGCAAUCAUAGCAUUUUUGAUUUGAUUAAUGGCCAGAGAGCCCAAAACUAAGUGUCUCUGUUGCUAACUCAGUUGCACCUGCUAGUUUAGAGUUACUGGGAGAGAAGCUGUGUGGUGCAUGUGUGUCCGAGAGGGAGAGAGAAAGAAAGAGGAUCAAGGCAGGUCGUCAGGGAAUAGGCGAAUGUGAUACAUUUUCUUCUGAAAGUACAGAAUGUAGCAGAGGGGGUUACUAUCACAGUCGCCUUUAUUUCACUCUAUCAUUCUCUCACACUCAUUUUUAAUUUUCCCAUGUCUAUUCUUUGUUUUGGUGCCCUCUCUUUUCUCAAUGUAUCCUCUGCUCUGCUUCCUCCUUUAUCUCCCCCUCACUGUGCCCUUCUCCAGAGUCUGAUGUCAUGGCUCAAGUGGUGUUUGAGAAGUGGUGUGCGCCUGCUCCCAGAGCCCAUUAACAAUGUCCUGUAGCGUGCAUCAUAAAGUGUCAUGCUGAUGACUUUUUUUUUUUUUUGCUGCUGAGCCACUUUUAUCUAAAGAAAUCCUCUUUUUUGCACAGUAAUCAGUAAUUCUUUGUUACUGAACCAGAGAUACUUUAUUCUGACAAAUAAGCAACACAUUGUAGCACAAAAAAACGACUUGAUACGGUCCUGCAUUGGAAUCAUUUUUACUUAGUUAUCUGGCUGUGCAACAGAGACGGCCCCAAAAAGCUGCUGUCGAGGCCAAAUGCUGAUUGUGGUGUGCAAUGUAGUUGAGUUACCACAAAGACAAAGAAAAGCAAAAAACAACAGAGAUGAAAGAAGCAUGGAUAGGAAACACAAACAAUGGCUGUGAUGGACAGUUCUGAUUCUUUAUUAGUCCUACUCCAUUGUAGAGACGUUCUAGUAGAUCAUGACUUGACAGUGGCCAAACCAAAAUGACUAACAUGAGUGCAAACAAGAGCCCACAUUACCGGUUGUUCCACAUAUUUUUUACACUACCCCCUGGAGACAGUACACAGCGACAGCACACAGAUGCAGGUCAGCCAGCCUCUGUUGCAUCUGCGGAUGACCAUACAGGGACUUUAAUCCCACCCAAUAUGGUUUGCUUAGUGGCAAACUUGUGCAUAUGUAUGUGAUGUGUAAUAAUCAAAUGUGUAAAAAUGGCAAUAUCUGAUCUUAUAAAAUGGACUUGAACACAUUUUUCUGGCUUUGUGAAAAACCUCUGCAUCUAUACACCGCUAGGGAUGUUCAAAUUAUACUGUAUCUGGAAAAUUAAAAGUCUAAAAACUUACACUGCAAGUUGACAGGUAUAUCUUCACCUGUAUUUCCAGCCAAGAUCUUUCCCUAAUUUAAUCCUUGCACGUCAAUCCUAUUUCAGUCAUGAGGCCUUUUAAUCUAUUUCAGUGGUUGUAAGAACAACCACAGGUUUCUAAAUAUAAAGGCUAAACACAGAAAGUAAUACACAGCCAGCUUUGUUAAACAGCAGAAACACUAAGCCUCUGAGUACACUGAGUGGGCCUGCUAUACCUCUGUUACACUUCAUGUUAUUCAAGUCCUGCCAGGUGCUUUCAAAUUAUGGUAAAUCUAGAAAAGUGGACCAAAAGCCCAUGCAACACCACAGUUACUUGCUGCGGUCACAUCCAGCUUGUUAUACAUCAGAUUAAGCCCCUUGUAUCCCUAUAUCAUUAGGGGCUGAGGCCUAUCCCCACUGACAAAGGGCAAAAAGCAGGGCACACCCUCAGCAAGUCACUAUACCGUCAUAGACAGGGCUACCACAUGAGGCAAACAUGCACACUCAUACAUAUGACAAUUUUAGAAUUAUCUACCAACCUAGUAUUUGUGUCUUUGAAUUGUGAGAGGAAGCUGGAGCAACCUGAACAAAACCCCAAACGGGGACAGGGAGAAUGUGCAAACUCAUCACACAAAUGCCCCCAUCAGACCAGCUGGUUCAAAUCUAGAAUCGUCUUUGAGAGGGCCAACCAGUACAGUACUUGGCCACUCAAAAAUGGGCAGAUCUGAAUGUAUGCGUUAUACUGAAGGAGCUCACAACACCAGUUAUGUAAUACAUGUAAAAAAAAAGUUUGUAGAAAAACAAAUAUUAUUAAACUAUUAUAUCUCUAUUAAAGAGCACGCUGCUUUGUGAAUAUGCUUUUCCUUUUUUGAUCUUCAGAUUUAAGUGUUUUCCAGUAAGUGACACUUACUACAUGCGCAGCUCUUCUGCUUUUUAUAUCCUACCACUUACUUAACUGGGAAUGGCAGGGCCUUGGAGAAGCUGAUAAUGAAUUAGGUGUUGAAACUGUACGGGUGAGAGCAUGUCGACACGGCUACUGUAGUCCAGAGUGGCUCAUAGGUCAAAGUGUCGGUGCGUUUGAGUGUGAGUUUGUGUCAGUCACUAUAAAAAUAGUUUGCUUUGGUACUUUAAUAAGAUCAUUACUAAGCUGCUGCUCUGUCCAUUUACUUUAAAUUGUCUUAUAAAUCAUUCUUCCACAUGCAGCACUAAGUAGGACACACCUAGAAGAGCCAAAAUAUGAUCUCAAGUAAGGAAUGUGGUCAAAAAUCUGUUUGCUUUGAUGUGUGAUGCAGAUCCUGCUGCUUGUGUUUGUCAUGCCAGGUUACAAGAUUAAGUCUAUAGUUGAUAGCACUUAUGAUAGAACUUUAUUGGUCCCCUGGUACUGCCCUGAUUUUGGCCUCAAGGUUGCAUCAUUAGCACCUGUCAGUUGUCAGCUUUUCACCAUACCUCAGUGAUCCUUCCCACAUGAUGAGAUGUUUCUGGGGGGGCAACUGCUGUUUGGUUAUGUUUGUUAACACUGAUCGCUGCUGUGGGGCUUUCAGGAACCCUAAAGUCUGAAGCCUAGGUGUUUGGGAGACAUAGUUGGAGGAGCGUUACUCGUCACUGGAUCCAUUCGUGCCCAUGUAGACAGGAUUUUUACAUUACCACUUCAUCAUCUGCAUGAUGACAGCAGGCACAGAGAGUGUUGAUCAAGACUUAGCUUUGUCCAUGUUUGAUUUAAAAGUUGGCAACAGGUUUGGCAGAGCCUAUGAAGCUUUUUUUUUUUCUAAUUUAUGGCCUUCUACUAAAAUAGUUUCUGCUCAGCUACUGUAGAGUAAGAUAAAUACAUUUAAAAUGACAGCAAACUAAAGAGAUCCGCCCACUGUUUGGUGGAAGGUUUGUAGUAUGAAUCUCAUCUGUUUUUGUCAUAUCUCAGGAUUUGGUUUAUGGAAGCUAAUUAAUUUCUUUUGUAGUGGCACCUCGGCUCUGCCCGAGCCUUUACCACACUUUAAUUUGUAAGUUGCGGAUUCUUGCGCCUCUUCUGUUUAUUGUUGAAAACUUGUUUUAAGUGGAUGCGUUGGAUGUUGUCCAAAUAGCAUGUUACACAGUAGCUGCCUGGCUGGUUUUAGGUAUCCAGGCUCUAAAUAUGACAUGCUAAUAGCAGUAGUUACAUCAUCAUUCUAGGAAUAGCAGGGAGUCUGGGGUCUAGAGGUGCUUCUGGCUGACCUCUCUCCUGUGUAUAUUCGGCCUCUGUGUGCAUGUGUGUGGUCAUUUUCCAAAUAUACAGUCCCAUAUGGAUUACAGCGCGGGAAAGAUUAUUAAUGGUACAGGUGAGUGGUCAUAUAAUUUGUAUAUUUAGAGCCUGGUAUGACGUUGACAGUAAAAGAUGUAUUUACAUGGAUUUAAAAAGGGAAAAGAAAAAGUGCAAUUGCAUGUCAUGUCUAUGUGGCUGGAUUUUCACAUCUCCGAGGGAGCAUUCUUGACACAAAGUCAAGCUGACCACAACAAAAAAGGAAAGAAAGAAAAUCUCAUGUGAGAAGGAUUUAAGACUCCUGUCAGUUUCUGUGUGGAUGCUGCCACUUUACAUAGCCACAAACUGACAACUCUGGCCACUGUGACAUAAAACCUGUUAGGAGGAGAUGAGUACAUUGAGGUUCUCUUACACCCUUCUCACACCUCAGGCGAGCCUAACAUCUGAAAGGUGUAUCUACCCGAUGUAGCAUACAGUAGAAUCACUCUGCGACUCCUUUGGAAUGUAUGAAUUGUGUGAACGUGUGCUUAGAAGUAGUUUGUCUUCAUGGGCAUGCGUGCGCUUAUACUGCGUGGCAUGCAUGCAAACAUGUGUGUGGCAAAAUAGAGAUACUCAGGCCUGUCACUUAUCCCCCACCCAUCCACACCGGGGGGUUACUUUCCAGUCUCAAAGACAAGCAUGCCAGAGUCUGAAAAUAACCGUAUCUGAUCACUGCUUCACCCAAACAGGCAACUCUCUUUCCCUGUCACUCCCACUCUUCGACUCCGUCUCUUAACUUUCUCCUCGGUCUGUUGUCUCUGUGCUUCCCAGGCAUUGAACGGGGAUCUUGGGACUAAAGCUUGAGCGGGAGGAGAUACUUGUCCUGAGCAGAGGAGAGAAAGUGGAAGGCACAGGGGGACUUUAAGUCACAACGCCAUACGUGACUCUUCUUAGCACUUCUCCAGUCUUUUGGGUUUAUGACGGAAAGUGUGUGCCCCUGCUGCCGAUCAGUAAGAAGUGCUCUUCAAUAUGAAUACAGAUAGCGGAGGAUAUGCUCGCAAAUGUGUGGCCUUGUCACUCAUGCUCUCUCCCAUGAAGAGGGUCCAGAGCUCACCAAAUCUAGCCACAGGGAGUGAUUCUCACUCAUCGGACUUGGAUUCUUGGCGGUCACACAGCGCAACAGACGGCCUUAAAAACGGAGAUGCUAGCAGCUCAUCGCUUGCUGCCAAAGGCUUUCGCAGCGUCAGACCCAAUCUGCAGGACAAAAAGUCCCCCUCACAGGAUAUCAGUCCAUUGCCAUUGCCACCCCCCAGAAAAGAGAGUUUUCACUUCUCGCCUGCAGGCACUAAUCCUCAAAAUUACAGUUCCCUUAUUGGCCUGGCUAAUGAUUUGAGUCCUGGAAUGCUAACAAUCACUAAAAAUGAACAAGCAGUCUUGAAAGAGUCCUACACUGUAAGAAGCACAUCAUCCUACUCAUACUCAGAAACCAGUGCAAACACAGUCCAGCAGCUGAAUGAGUCCGUUGUCUCGAAUGACACAAGCAAUGCUAAUACAAAAGAACGUAAGGUGUCUUCCCUUACACUAACUCCUGUCACCAUCCCUGACCCUCCUGCACACCUCAAUUCUUGUGUUGAUCCCCAACAUAAGACCCAAACCACAGGGUCCCCUCCACCCACUUCCUCACCUCCACAAAGAAGUCCCAUCCUAUCUCAACCCGUGACACAGACAGCUUCGAUUUCUGUCCGCUUGGACAAAGAGAAUAAAAAAAAUCCUGCUUCAUCUAAGACAAACUCCAAAGUGGAACUCAAGGUCUCAGAUCAAACGGCAGCUCCAGCUCCAUCCCAGGUGGAGAUAACGAAGCCUCCUCCUGCAAUUCCACCAAGGCCUUCUCCUGCAAAACUGUUGGGGCCUCCCUCGCCUGACCCCACAGCACGGCACUCCCCCUAUCGCUACCACAGCUCAGAGUCACUUGACUACCUGUCAGGUCUAAUGCCCAAGGCACUAUCACCCACUCCGUAUGUCCCAAGUGGAGCUGGUGGCACAGCUGGUGCGGCCAGCGGGCCAAGCCACGGCGCAGUCAGCAGUGUGAGCUGUGCCUCGCCCUCGGCUUCCCCCGUUACCGUGUCAGCUCUCAGCCACUACUCGACAUCAACGGUCGGCCUGCUGGACGAGCUGCAGAUCUGUAGCCUGGACUCGCCUGUCGCCUCACCCACGCCAUCGCCCACUCUGAGCCAUGUCUCUACCUACACGCCCACUGCUGGCCGUGAUGAUGUGCUAACAACCUCUGUGGCCUCCGCUGCUGCAGCAGCCACUUUCACUAAUGGCCAGGUUCUUUCUCACGCAAUGAAUGGAAGUACUAGCCAUCCACAUAGGCCGCUGUCUCCCCCGUCAUAUCCUCCACCUCCUGUCUCACUCCACACGGGGCUUCAGAGACAGAGCAGGAGUUCAGAGGGCAGUGAAACAGUCACCAGAGAGUCUGUGGUGUCAGGGCACAGCAGCACUGUGCCCAUUGCCCGUUUCUCAGAAGAAGAAAAGAAGGUGUCGGUCAUUAAAGCCCCCCACUACGAAGGCAUCGGCCCAGUUGAUGAGUCAGGCAUUCCUAUCGCCAUCCGCACGACGGUGGAUAGGCCCAAAGACUGGUACAAAACUAUGUUCAAACAGAUUCACAAAGUUCACAAAGCAGAUGACGACUAUUCCGACACAUACAAUGCUUCAUAUGCUCUCGUAAACAAUGAUAACUACAGCCUGUCAUCCAGCACCACCAUGGCCCACCCUGCCCCUCGGACACAUACGUACAGGCCUCUGUCCAAGAGCCCCUCGGAUAACAAUGAAGGGCAUCUUGGACCUCGGGAGCUUUCACCAUCCCCUGUACCCCCACCACCUCCACCCAUGCCAUCCCUUCUCCAACUGAGGGCGAGAGACAGUGAUCGCGAGAGGGACUUGACAGACGCCAAUGAAUGGGGUCCUCCAGACCGAAAAGUGGACACACGAAAGUACCGCGCAGAACCCAAGAGUAUUUUUGAGUACGAGCCUGGGAAGUCCUCUAUCUUGGAGCAUGAAAGACCACCUCCUAAAAAACGGCUGGAUUAUAAUCCAGACAUCUCCGCUCGCCAGCGCAUUGAGACAUCCCUCCACAUCACUCCUGCUGACAAGGCUCCAGAGAGACCUGCAAGUGCUGCCAGUGACUACAGGAAGAGAAGGAAGUCUGAGCCGUCAAGCUCCCAAGUGAAUGCUCCAUCUCAGAGCCGAGCUGCAACUUCCCCUAAACCAGUGGAUGCCUACAGACCCAGCAGCAGCCUAAAGAAACCCGUCAUUCGUUCCUCACCAUCCUCACCCUCCAGAGCCAAAGGUGGGGACGCAUGCAGCAUGUAUUCAAACAGUUUGACCUCUCCAGGUCCUUAUCAGCAGCCCUUUGUUCCCCCAGUCCCAUCUGACCCUCUCAAUUCAAAUGAGGAUGGCAGCCAAGAUGGCAGCUCUUCCUCCAAACAGUCUGUCUGUUGUAAGAACAGCUGGCAGACAAAACGCCAGAAUGCUGAGACGUGGAGCAGUGCAGAGGAAGCGCCAGCUUCUCCUGCCAAGCUAAAGUCACGCAGUUGUGAUGACCUACUCAACGAUGGGCGUUCUAGCUCGGGUGGACGAAAUGCUACCCGCUCAGAGAGUGCUGGGUCACUGGUAUGCGAUGGAAAUCUCUCCACAGUAUCAUCAUCUACUCGUUCAUUACCCCGUCUCCAUCGACGACGAGCACACGACUCGCCGGGCUUUCUCCAGCUCUAUCGAAAGAUGCACCAGAUCGACAGAGCUCAGCUAAUUCCAUCUGAAGUCAUCCGGUCGGUCCGUGCGCGCAUCCUGGAUCUAGAGCGUCAGCCUCAUCUGCUUCGGCAUCGCCUCUCUCCUUGGACACCCUCCUGGGGUGUGGAAGUGCCACGUGAUAUGGUGCCAAACCGCAUUUCUGAAUAUGAGCGUCUUAUUCAGAAAUCCAAAUCCAUGCCUAACUUGGGUGAUGGCGAGGUGCCUUCAGGCACCACUACACCAGGUGGCUCAUCAUCUCGAGCUAGCAGUGGUGGUGGUGUCACACCCAGUUAUCCAAAACGCCGUUUUUCAAUAGAGUCUUUACUGGAAGAAGACAACAAUGGAAACAGUGGAACAGUACCUCAAACCAUGGAUCACUUACACCGACCUCGUAGCCCCCCUGAGGGACAGCCUCGUGUUGGACCAGACCCCGGGCGUGGACGGUCCUUCCCCGCUCCUCCUGUUCUCCAAGGCCCCCAAGCCAACCCAGACUAUUCUGACAGUGAACAAGACGCUGUUGCCUCUGACCUCAGUGACUUCAUUCAGGUUGAAGGCUCGUCAUUUUGCAGUGAGAGUGACUUUGACCAUUGCUCACUAACCUCCUCUGAGAGCCUAUACGGCUCUUCCACCCUCCACCACCAUCACCACCACCUCCGUCACCACCACCACCAUCACCACCAUCAUCCUGGUCACCAGAGUCUUGGCCAGAGCCAAGGCUACCAACACCGCCAUCUCAUCAGCACCUGCAAAGGCCGCUGCCCGGCUUCAUACACCCGUUUCACAACCAUGAUACGUCAUGAGCGGGAACGCGCGCGACAGGAGCACCAGAGACCUUCACAGCAGACCCGCAGCAGCCAUUCCCAAAACCAGAGCUCACAAUCCCAGCAAUCGAUGUCCAAGCUGGCCUUCCUGGUCAGUCCAGUGCCUUUCCGCAGGAAAAAGGGCUCACCACCUACCUCUAGAAGAUGCAGUGGGGGCGGAGGUCGAGGUAGCAGACCCAAGUCUAAACAGGCAAUUUACGAAGCGCUAGAUGCAGCCUUGAGAGACAUAUAUGAGCACAUUCAAGCAGAGAGAGGCCACAGAAAUCCUCGGGCACCUGAUGAUAGCAUUCUGAGAAGAAUCUUGGCAGAACUGCUGCCAAAUGUGCCAGAACGCAGCUCCUCGUUGCGGGGAAGGAGGGGGUGUUGGCACGGCGGUCACUCCUCUGCAUCGUUGUACCCAGACAGUAGCCCCACUGGGUAUGCCUCAUAUAGAGGAGAGCCCUCAACACCACGGUUACAGUCACCACGGAUACAGUCACCAAUCAGUGCCUGUUAUGGACGACAGUUGGAGACCUCAAACAACAAUGAUUAUGGAGAGGAGCAGGGCAAUGGAAAUGGUCUCUGUUACUCAGACCAGGACAUCUCCAGGAGUUCCACACUGGAUGGACGCCACACACCCCAGAACAGAAGACCCACUCCUGACAGAGAGAAACAACCUGCAAGAGCCAUUUAUGAUUUUAAGGCACAAACGAGCAAGGAGCUGACAUUUAAAAAGGGUGAUGCAGUGAACAUCAUCAGGCAGAUAGAUAACAACUGGUAUGAAGGAGAACACCGUGGGCGAGUGGGAAUAUUCCCUAUAGCAUAUGUAGAGAAGAUGCCGUCUUCAGAGAAGCAGCAGCCAAUCCGUCCUCCUCCUCCAGCACAUGUCAGAGAGAUUGGAGAGGCAGUGGCCCGCUACAACUUUAACGCUGAUACUAACGUGGAGUUGUCACUGAGAAAGGGUGAGAGAGUGAUUGUGAUAAGGCAGGUGGAUCAGAAUUGGUAUGAGGGGAAGAUCCCAGACACAACCAAACAGGGGAUCUUUCCUGUGUCCUACGUUGACCUUGUCAAACGAUCUCCAUCCAAAAGCUCCGCCCAUCACAUAGAUCCACAUGGUUACCCCAGCAACAGGACACCAAGCUCCACACCCGUCAAGCCUUUCUAUCAUCCACCUCCACCACCCACCACCCACAAACCCCCCUCCCCUCACCCCUCUUUGAGAAGCCUUGACCUGCAAGCCAUCACCACCGAGUGGCUGUCCCUCACAGUGGAGCCGUCAGCAUCCACUCAAGCUCGCUCCCUCACGAACACCCCUCUGCCGCCCACACCGCCUCCUCUCCCCUCUGACCUUGCAUCUCUCCUAAAGGCUCAAGAGCCCAAAGCACUCUCAUCUGCACAGCCACAAAAAAGUUUCACCUUGUCAUCCCUAGCAACCACAGCCUGCAAAGAAUUUUCCAGAACGCCCACUUUUAAAGAGGCAAACCUCAGUUUAGGUCACACCACAGCUGUCUCACCCAUCUCCCCCCCUACUCCUCCUCCUCCAGACCCCCAUUUCUCAUUAACCUCUCCACUGCCUGACUCUUCAUUUCAAUAUAACUGUGGCAGAGGACUGCAUAUCACUGAGGAAGACUCAAACUUAGGAAUUACUACGCCUGAGGUUUUAUCAGAGCCGAUAAAAUCAGCCACACCUCCUGCACAAGAGCACAAAUCCACAGUACGAGUAAACAAAAGCAGGGAAACCCCGGACACUAAACUGCAAGUCAAAGACCCUUAUGAUGAGCUGUUGUGCAUGUUUUUGGAUGGUUCCAGCAGCACAGAUGAUGGUGAUGUUUUGAGAUCAUCUCCAGUCGAUUCUUCAGCAGCUAAGCUGACCAAAAAGUCCCAAAGCAGGCUCUUCCCAUUAAAAGCGGAAGAAUCCCAUCAGUCGGACGUAAAGCCCCCAGCGGUCACUCCUGCAAGCAACUCAACAGGCAGCUUUCAGUUAGCGGUGCAGCUUCACAAGCCUGUAACAAUGGAGCCCCUAUGUGUUUCGUGGGGAGAGCAGUCAAAAAAUGUGAAUGGGCAACGUUUUGACUCACAUAGACCACCGUCAGUACAAGCAAAGGAAUACACUGAGUUGUUCAUUGAAGAAGACGAUGAAGCUAGAAGUGAGAAAGAGCAGGAUGUUAGAGUUUUAAAUCAGAUGCACAGCCCACAGGCUGAAGUGUCUCCAUCUACUCAGUUUCCCCACAAUGGUCCCUCCUCCCCCUCCACACCACCCCCUGUGACCUCCCUGCUUUCCACUUCUUUUUCCUCUGCUUGCCCUUCAUCCUCUUUCUCCCACACACAACAGCAGCACAAUCGUAGUAUCGUCCCUUCCUGUGACCAUGCCUCCCCUCGUCCUCCGUCCCUUCCUCAGCUCACAACGUCACUGCUGCCUCCAAUUUCUCCAUCUGUCUCAACACCUCCCCUCCACUUCCCUCCAGACGAUCCCUCUCAGCGGUCUGUCUCUCACCCCUCAAGCUAUCCUUUUCUUUCUAGUCCGGUCACGACAUGUCCCAUCUCAGAGCCAAAUUUUCCCCUUCCUCCCGCUAACAUUGCCCCUCCACCCUCCACUCAGCGCUGUCCCCCCACUGCCCCAACUGUACCACAUCAAGGACGUAGGUCGCCUAAGGUGAAGGAUCCAAUUGUUGGUGGUAAACCCCCUCGUAGCCCCAUCUUGUCCCGGAGGUCCUAUCUGUCACCCGUUAGAGGUCGAAGGCGGUCAGUACAGGAUGCACUCCACGGUGGAGGAGAUCCGUACCAGGCGCUGUACAACUACAUGCCUCGCAAUGAGGAUGAGCUGGAGCUGCGGGAGGGAGACGUCGUUGAUGUGAUGGAGAAGUGCGAUGAUGGCUGGUUUGUUGGGACCUCUCGAAGGAGCAAGUUGUUUGGAACCUUCCCAGGAAACUACGUGAAGCAGCUAUAAUGAUUCCAAACUCCCGCUGACCCCGCCCCUUUCUAUGACCCGUUCAUCGCCCUCCUCAGCACAGCACCCGCAGGACAUCAACAAAGACCUGCAGCACACGUUUGUGUUUGCGUGUAUGUGUGUGGCUUGUCAGCUUCACACAGACAAAAUACUUAGCUCUAACUAGCCAUCUUUAAUGGAAGACUUCUAUAAAGUAAUAACGCAUUUUUUUAAACUUAUCUUUUUACCCUUAUUUUUCUAUUAUGGAGAACCGAAGAUUUGUGCUGCACCCAGUGACCUUUGACUUUUGACAAUAACGGAAGUAUAUCUGCAGUGAUGCUUUCCUUUCUGUUUCAGUUGUUUAAGGACAUUAAGAUCACCAAGAAUACCUUUUUUUUUUUCUCCAGUAACUCAAAAUUUAAAUCACUUAUAGUUAACUUCAGUGUUUAUUUACAGAUGUCUCCACAAAGAUUUAGUGCAGAGAGUGUUAAAGGAAAGCAGUAUUGUGUCAGAGGCCAGAUGUGUUUUGGCAAAUUAGGAGCCAACGUGUUGCAUCAUCAUGCCAGGUAAAAGGAUGGUUCAGCAAAUGUUUUUUUGUUUUACUUUGGGGGAUAUUAUUUAAUAAAAUGAACAAUAAGUUUAAAUACUGCAGACGUGAAGAAAAACACUAUCACAGACUUAGCUCCAGAUUAGUAAACACGUUGUUGCUGUUCAGUUAUUUUCACGUUAGAAUUGAAGCACUUUUACUGAACUUGAUCACAAACAAUCUCUUUGGUUUCUUUUUUUAACCUCACUUCAGAUUUUACACAGCAGAGGUCAUUUUGACUGCGCCUGGCUUCGGGGGAGAGGAGUGUGUUGAAAGUGUAUGCAGAAAGGUUACUGACCUUUUUUAGGUAUUAUAUUUAUUAGAAGACGAAGGCUGGUCUCACUGUGUUAUACGAUGAUUUUUAGAAAGAACGGAGCACCACAUUGUUUUUUUGGGAUUUUUUUAAAGCAUAUUUUAACAGUACCUAACUUACAUUUGAAUGAUUGUUAUUUUAUGGUCAUCAUUAUUCAAAGUCCAGGUUCUGAGUGAUUACAGAAAAACAAAAACACAAUGGUUAAUGGGCUAAAAAGAACUUACUGUUGUUUUAUGAUGAAUUUAUUUAAGUCAGAUACAGGACGGGAAUUUUGAAAACCUUUGGAAAUCACAGAACUGCUGUUGGAUCUUUUAUAGCUGUUGUCAGAGUGAGUGGGUAGUGUGUCAUUACUCAUGUGUGUACUGUUGUGAAAUGAUUGGCAAUUUCCAUCUUAGCGUGUCGUUCUCAGUAACUGAUCUCUGUUUUGUUUUCUUCACAAAGAAUGGACACUGACAACAAAACGAUGUAAAAGCACCUUAAAAUAUUUUAUCAUUCACUGUCCUUCACGUCACUCUCUGUCAUUCACCAUUUCAGCCGGCGUGAGUUCACUGUGUGCGAGUGUGAGCGUGUCGUGUUUUUGUAAGCCUUUUUUGUUUUUGUAUGCGAGCUGUAAAAUGGCCAACAUCCACUUGCUUUAUAAAGUCGGCUUUUUCUCAUCCACCAUCACGUUUGGUUUCCUCUUUCUUUCCAUUUCGCAUCAUCAGUGGUGCUAACCCGCAUUCUUCUGAGAACGUCUCGUGUAGCCGGGCUCGUAGGAUUUUCUUUGCUCCAGUUCGUCGUUUUUACGUUGGUGGGGUAUUUAAAGUGAAUUUACUGUAGGUAGACCGAGUAGAGUUGGUGAUCGCUGCCUUAAAUCCAGCUCACUAAUUUAAUAGCCAUGUAUAUGUAAACCUGUGAUGCAAAAACAAAAAGAAUAAUUUAUGCAUAUGUAGUUUAGAAAGUGUAUGAAAGUGUGCAGAGAACAUACAAAGUGUUCAGUGUUUAAACGUUAGGCCCUCUGUCUGCCUUUGAUACGAGCGUAAGAACAAAUUCGAAGCAAGGAGAUGAAUUUGAUUGCUGAUAUGUUUAUACGUGUAUGAAAGUGUAAAUCUUAUGUUAUUCAUGUUAUUAUUGAACUCAAUGCACACUCUUGGACCUGAGUAUUUCUUGUAGGACUUGUUGGAUGAUUUUAAGGGGCUGUAUUGCUAAUAAAAUCCAGCUGGUAGAUCAAA